UGAAUUUUCAGUUUAAAGCAAAAUCUAAACAGUUCGGUUCUUCAAAUAUUUCGUGAUUUAUUUUUUUUGUCGUCAUAUUUUUAUAAAUCUGUGCAAGCAACAAUUAGGGGCACAGUACGUGUUUAUUUUUUUCUGCUGUCCCGUGUGGCGAAAUAUUUCCUCGAGUUAGAUCCAAAUUAUGUCGUUCUUUAAGAAUAUGUUAAACGGCAAUGUUAAGCGCAGCCCUAUACCAGAUGAAAAGACGAAAGAAAAAGAAAUUGACAUGCCAACGACAGAUAUAUUCGAGGGGGGACACAAGCUGACGGCACUCGAAAACAUUGGAUCAUCUCUGACCACAUUGUGGAGCAGUUGCGGCCUUAAUGUGGUUUCCAGCAGUAAUGACAGCCUCAGCUCUGAGCCAGAACAAAAAAACAUUCCAAACACUUCAAAUGAAAUUGCGAGCGCAAAUGCUGAAGACACAACUCUACGCUCCUCAUAUUAGUUGUCCACUAAACGGAGCGCAGAUCUGGUAUAUUGAACCAACAUCAUUCAAUCCACAAAUCAUGCCACUUUAAAGCAAAUCAAAACAAACACAACCCAAAAAGUAACCAUAUACAAAUG
This is a messenger RNA of Drosophila hydei, 600 nucleotides long. RefSeq lists its product as uncharacterized. The coding region runs from base 179 to 481 and encodes 100 amino acids. NCBI's taxonomy places the organism in Eukaryota, Metazoa, Arthropoda, Insecta, Diptera, Drosophilidae. The transcript is spliced from 2 exons. The record is from RefSeq and is a predicted model, not a curated record.